Molecule: messenger RNA, 8444 nt
Organism: Homalodisca vitripennis (glassy-winged sharpshooter)
Lineage: Eukaryota; Metazoa; Arthropoda; Insecta; Hemiptera; Cicadellidae
Gene: Liprin-gamma
Product: kazrin
Exons: 18
Coding region: 307-3483 (1058 amino acids)
Molecular function (GO): protein binding
Source: RefSeq, a predicted model, not a curated record
ACUGCUGUGUCGGCUGCGGCGCUCUCGUGUAGACUGCCCGGUCUUGUGUUGUCUCACCGUUUGUUUGCUUGGAUGUGCUCCAUUUUGUUUCCUCGCAGUUGCAGUGUUGAAGUGUUGUGUUGGGUGCAGUGUUGUGUGCUUUAAUGUUGGAUAUAUCACUUAUAACAGAUCGCAGAAGUUCAAAAACAUUGCAGCAAAAGUUAAACUUGUGAGUAAUGUUACUGCAGAAACUGGAAAAAGUAUUUAGUGUUAACCAAGUGAUGUAGUAAGUGAGAAGUGAAGUGCCAAACCAAGUGAUAAGUGACAAUGACCAACGAGAAGCUGGAAGACCACGCGAGACCUCUGGUGAAGACAGAGGUGAACGCUAGAGUGUUUGACAGCUUCACCAAAGCAUUCACCAAACAAAACUCCGAGUUCGAAUCAGUGAUCAAUGUGCUGGAGACCCUCAACUCCAGGCUGGUAGAGGAUGACUCGUGGUUCCAGGACCAUGGCUCACCCAGACAGGACCAGGAAGCGUUGCUCCUCCACACCUCCAUGGCGCUGAUGAGGCGUCUUCUGGUAGACGCUCAGGCGAAAUUUCGAAGAAUGGUCGAUGAAAAUCGCUCCGUAGCUACUCGCAUUGACGGAGAAAUCCGGGAAGCCCAUGAGGAAAUGGCCGCUUUACGCGAAGAGUUGGCCGACACCAGCCGACGCUUCGAGGAGCAACUCACCCUCAGUGCUGCCAACGGCGCAGUUACCAACAGCAGUGUUGCCAACGGAAACAAGACCUCCACCUCGGAGUCGGAGGUGUCGUCAUCUACAGGCCAGACCCUCACGUCAGUCACCUCCAACUCUUCGGGAGAGACCAAACCCACGGUUCUCAACGACUUGUGUAGUUCUCCCCACAAAAUUAGCUCACCCCUGAAGAUAAGAUUAGACAAUUUAUCCCCCAAAGAACCGGAAUUCCCUCUGAGCCAGACCAACGGAGAGAGUAUAGGUGGGAAACAAAUAGGCAUUGAAUUGAAUAGGUGUAAAGACUUUGCGAUAGAACUGUCAGAGGACCUUGAACUUAUUAAUGGUGAGAGUAAAGUGGAUGUGAAGCAAUUGAUACGACCACCUUCCCCCAUACCUGGACCGAGCAACAAACCUGACUUUGGAGACCUGAUAGCCCCCGCCAAGCCCUUGGCAGUUGGCUCCAGCAAUGUGACCACGAGACUGCGACUGGAGAACGAUCGACUGAAGCGCGAAGUGUCGGAACUUCGCAAGCUGGUGUCGGCGUCAGGGGUUCCCGCCGCAGCCCCCACAGCCACCGCUGACAUCGUCAUCGCUUCCCACCCCGACCUGGACUCCCUGGAGGGUCCUGAGAAAAUACACGCCCUGGAGACCGAGCUUGCCCUGACAAGAGAGGCCCUUGCGAACUCAAAGGCAGACCGGAAGAAGUUGAAGGCUGAGAAGUUGGACCUGCUGAACCAGAUGAAGCAACUCUACGGCACCUUAGAGGACAAGGAGAAGGAGCUCAGAGACUUUAUCCGUAGUUUUGAGCAGAGGAUGCGAGAGAGUGAGGAGAGCCUAGUCCAAGAGAGAGAAGAGCGUGAGAGAGAGCGUUGGAGUCUUCUGAGACAUGCCAGGGAUGAAGCAGAGAGGAGCUUAAGUCUGGCAGCACAACUGGAUCUCAAAGACCAACAACUCAUGGAGGCCAGAAGACAACUGUCGGCAGCAGGAUGUCUGAGUGACCAGGAGUCACUGGCUUCUGUGUCUGUGUCUCGGGGAGUGAACGGAGGCGGAGUCACCCCCACCGCAGGCCCCACCACAGGCUUGGCCCCCGCCGCAGGGGACCGGGGCUCUUGCAGUGCUGACUCAGGAGUCCGGGGCAGCUCCGACAGAGAGUCAGGAGGAGCGACGUCCGGUGGCGGGAACCUCUCUGAUUCCACCACUGAUGGGGCUCCUCUCAACGUGGACAUAGACUCUGUGUCUGUCUCAGGGGCUCCCCACUACCACUUCACCACACCGAAGGAUUGCAGCAGUCCGUCUCUAUCACCGCUCAACGCUCACUCCUUCUCCCGCUCACUCGAUGCUUCCACGCUCUCCCGGUCUGUGGAGCAGUUAAGUAGUCCUGUGUUGGAGGCAGAGCCAGUACGGCGGGGCAAGCCUGGGAGGGGAAGUGGAGGCCGCAGCGGGGUCGGGGGCACUUGGGGAAGCAUCAGUCGAGUGUUCGCACGCAGCCGUCAUCGCAAAGUGCCAAGCCCCAAUAGCCAGGAUGAUUCAGUGUGUGAGGUGUACGGACGCAGUUGGUCUCCUCUGACGGAGGAAGGCUACGCAGAGAAGUUACGUCUUUUGCGUGAGGCAGGCUCCGUGCCUAUGGAGCGAUGGAGAGCACCUACUGUCCUCGCAUGGCUAGAGAUUGCUCUGGGCAUGCCACAGUAUGGACCACGCUGCGCAGAGAACGUAAAGUCUGGCAAGGUGCUCCUGGAGCUGUCCGACUUGGAGCUCGAAUGUGGGUUGGGAAUCACUCACCCAAUGCACCGCAAGAAGUUACGUUUGGCUAUUGAGGAACACAGGCACCCCACACUCGUUCGCUACCCUUGCAUUGCUCAACUCGGCCACACCUGGGUGUCAAGCGAGUGGCUGCCUGACCUAGGUCUAGCUCAGUAUUCAGAGAACUUUGCGACAAACAUGGUGGACGCUCGGAUGCUGGACCAUCUAAGCAAGAAGGAACUAGAGAAGUUUCUUGGUGUGACGAGGAAAUUCCACCAAGCCUCCAUUGUACACGGGAUUCACUUGCUCCGCAUGAUGAAAUACGACCGACAGGCUUUAGCGGUAAGAAGACACCAGUGCGAGACAGUAGAUGCAGACCCUCUAGUGUGGACCAAUCAGAGGUUUAUCCGUUGGGCCCGGAACAUAGAUUUGGGAGAGUACGCAGACAAUCUCAAAGACAGCGGAGUACACGGAGCACUGGUGGUGCUGGAACCCUCUCUGAGUGGAGACACGAUGGCUACGGCGCUGGGAAUACCUCCCUCCCGUCACAUGAUCCGGCGCCACCUCACCACCGAACUCGAAGCCCUCGUAUUGCCUGCCAGAGCUGCGUUUGACCAUUUUGUACGAGUGCAUGCGACCGAAAGACGACGGGCUGAGAGACUGCUGAGUGGGGGCAGUCUAGGUCGGAGCUUCUCAAGGUCACAUGGCCCACUGCCCCCACCUCCGCUUCCUCUGCCCAAUGUACCCCCGCCAAUGCUAGAGCCCAGUGUUGCUGACAAGAGGAGGGCUAGUCUACGGGGAUCUCUGAGUCGUGCGUUCGGGCUAAAGCCACGCUCGGGGGCCAAGGACGACUUGGACUCCGGUCUCCAGACGUCACCCCCCUCAACCCCCUCCGAGACCAGCUCCAUGGUCAGUUGUCGACCGGACUCACCACAGUCGCUAGUGGCCAUCAGACGCAGACCGCAUCACAGACAUCGCAGGGUCAAGAGCAUCGGAGACAUCGAUUCUCUCACCGUCACGCCAGUCUGAGACUUGCUCACAUCGGCUGCUGAUCCUUCACGAUUGGUUUAACCGAGCUUCCCACAUCUGAAUACAUCACAUAUCUAUUUUACCCUUCAUAUCCAUAGCAAUAUCAUUUUUGAAAUGUUUAAUCCGUUGGGAAACAGGGAUUUUUGAAGACCUCCCUUUAAGUGGCACAGAGACAAUUAUUUUUAAUACGAGUGCUUUGUGAACGUAUUGAGGUACGAUAGGAAAUAUGUGGAAUUAUCAAUGAUAUUGCAAACUUUUUACUAAAUACGGAACAAUUUCACUAUUAUUCCUAGUAUGUGUGGUGUGAACUGAAUAUAGAGUGGCAUUACACUAGCAGCAAUUUCUAUGUGGCACUCAAAGGUUUAAAUGUGAUAAUUUUAUGAGAAAAGGGUUGAAGAAAAGUUGCUAACAUCAUGUACAGCCUCCUCUUGAUCAACUUUUUAACUUGCUUUAGAUUUACUCAGAUAUUGUGCCAUUACAUAACAUUACUUUGAUUGGAAUUGGAUUAGAAUCCAUUUCAUUAAAGCAAUAUGUUUAGCUAAGCAGUAAACAGAUGAUGUAAUAACUUACGUUGUUAAAGAAUGUUAUUGGUUUUUCAAUAACCCAGAGAAUUUAGUUUCCCAAAAAAUUAAUAAACUAAAGAGCAUUAUUGAUCACUCAUUCACAUGAAUAUUUCUUAUGAACUUUAAACAUAAUACGAAUUAUGAAAACUGCUUUUAUGCUAUUAAUAAUAAAUUACAACAUAGACUUUGGCAAGUAGACCAUAUUACAACUUCAAAACAGGAGGUCUUUCCGCUCUGAAUUUUAUCGGAAAGUGAAGUAGGAGGAUAGGGAUGAAAUAGGAGUUAGAAUACGUCUAGCACAAUAUAAAUCUAGUAAAUCCAUGAUGUUAUUAUUAUAUAAUUAUUAGCUUAUCAUAUAAUAAUUGAAGUAUAGAAUUUGGUUUCCAGAUCCAACAGUUUUUAUACCUUCACCUACCUAGAACGGAAGGAACGUAGCCGAUGUGAUAAUAUACGUACAUGUUACGCACAAUAACGUAUUUGAUCAUAAUUUACAUGUUCUCAGAGCUUUAACCAAGAGUUGUAUUGUAAAGUAGCCUUCACGUAACCACAAUGUAGCCUUUACGCUUAGCCUCUUUAAAUGUUGUCAGUCGCCGAUGAUACGACCAAAUAUGCUUACUCUUGUGUUCGUAAACUCUGAUGUCAAGUCUGGAUCUGAUAACCUAGAUAUACAUCUGACGGUAGUUUUAGGUGUAUUGUUACUAUGAUUACCAAAGUGUAUUCGAUAAUGCAUUCAUCACUCAUUUAAAGACGAUUGAAGAUCUCAAGUUCGCUUUUUUUUAAAUUGUUAUGAUUUAGUUUCAACUGAGUUGCUGUAAGCCUUAAUCACUGUGAUCCAAUUUGGAAGGUAAUUAGAAUUUUUUUUAUCUACUUUGGGAACAACUAAUGCACAUCAACAAUCAUUUUUCACAUUUCAAUUACAAUUUUGUAAGUUUCUUUUGCUAUAAAAUAUCUAUUUUUGCUUUGAAUAUAGUUUAAAAUAAUUUUAAGUCUGUAGAAAUCCCUAUAAAGGUCAUCUUAGUGUGGAAAACAGAUGGGAUAUUUUUACUACUGAAUGUUAAGAGGAAAAUAAUGGCAAAGUAACAUAUGAAUUUGUUUAGUAAUUUGUUUUUAUACAUGGUUUGUAGCAUAUUUGAUUACUAGGUAAAUAUUUUUAAAACUUGUAUGAAUUUGUAACUCGGUGUUAAUAAGAUUACAUUAUACAGUAUGCAACUUUUAUGACAAUUAACCGGUGGCAAACUGUUCAAUAAUACAAUGUGAUACAGUGCUAAGUGUCUAUGUAAUAUAAUCUGUGAUCUUAACUCGAAUAGAACGUAGUUAAUGUGACAAAUAGAUACUUUAGAAGCAUUUUUUUAAUAUAUACCACAAUAACAUAACCUCUUUGGUUCGUGAUUUGUAUUGCAUUUCUACUAAAGUGAGUUAAAAUGUUACACGAAUAGUUUCUUGUGCGAUUUAAACUUUAUCAGUAGCUUUUUAUGUCAAACAUUACGUAGUUGACAGUAAACACGUUUUUAACUCUGACCAUCACGUUGAUACGUUUUAAAUUAUUCUUUCUAAUACUGUUUUAACGUUUCCUGUGGCACACUCAGACAGAAUAUAUUAUAAAUAUUUCAAAAUAAUAAAGUAUCAUUAGAAAUGUGAGCUACAGUUGAUUCAAGGAGUGUUGAGAGUUAAGUGCUGAUAUAAAUGUGUCAAAUCGGGGUUUGCUGGUCAAUCGGAAAAUGGAAUCCACGUUGAAUUUAAUUCUCGUAGGAUCUAGUUGUGGUGAGUUUGAGAUGGUCAUUCAUAAAAUGUUCUACACAAAAUACUAAACAUUAAAUACUAUUUUGUAUUACAGUGCAUAAAACUAUCCUUAAAACUGCAUUCACACUACAAAAACAUUUUAUGACAACUAUGUUUUCAUUUUGUCUUAAAAAGUUGUAAGGAAUUCCCUAAACUGACAUUAGUAUGUAAAUUAGUAUAAAAAUGUAUUCCUACAUACUACGGUAGUUUUCAAAGGCAUGUGUUUUACAAAUAAAUAAGAGUGUCCUUAUGUCUAGUGGAAUAGUUGUUUGUUAGAAAUAGAACUCAAAAACUUCAAAUAUUUUCUUAGUUGUAAUUAGUAUCUAAAACAUAUAAUUGAUAAAAGACAACAUGUUUUAAGUUCAUAGAUGUAUCUUAUAUUCACAUAUAGAAUUAAAACCGAUUUAUCUGACUGAUAGUUUGCUGAAAUUUCCAAAAUAUUAGGAGUAUAUUAUGAGAUACAUCAUUGCGAGUCUAAACAUUGAUUGAUGAAAUUAUUUAAAUUUAUCAGUUUUUUACCUUGUGUGUUUUUAUUAACCAGCAAUUAACAGUGAAAACUGUUGUUCAAAACAGUGUAAGAAAUUAAUAUUACCUCUUGGUCUUAAUAUUAUAGCAAGUUAUAUCAAGCAUGUUUAUAACAAGAAUUCCCAGAGUUCUUGGUUGAUUGUACACAUCAUAUAAACUGCCAAGUUACCUCUCUGAUUACUCUCAACACUUACUGAAUGAAGUAUAGGGGAGUGCACCACAGAGGAUGCUUUAUGUCCUUCCCAUUAAAUUAUACAGGCACUUAUAUUCUUUGCUGCACUCUGACUUAUAUUCAGAAAAUAUGCAAUAUUUUAAAACAAAUCCUGUAGGAUUGACAUAAUGUCUUUAAUAUUUUGCAAAUCACAUUUUAGGUUUAGUGAGAUGAUAGAAACCCCCAAAUAUGUUUUAAAUAUGAUUAAAAAUUAUUUAAAGAAAAAACAUUUUUUAUUUACACCCUACAGUAUAACAGCAUGAUAAAAACAAUAUAUAAUGUGAAGCUACUAAAACCGUAGACUUGCUCAACAAAAAAUGUUAAAAACAAAUUUAAAUAUUGUUCACUGUCUUUAUGUAAAGUAUUCUAUUAUAUUAGAUGUAAGUGUAGGCGUCAUUAUAAUAUGAUCCUUCAUAUAAAAGUUAUUUUUUUAAUAUAUUAAAAAUGGCCAUGAAAUAGUUGGAGACAACUACACCUUACCUAAAAAUCAGAAAAUAAUAAGUUAUUCACUUGUUGAAACAAUUCAUAAUGUAUGGACACCACACACUAAAUAAAACUUAAAAUAAUGAUCUGAAAGAACUAGUAAUAAUUAUAAAAUACAAUAAACAAUGCACACAGCCAUUAAUUGCCUAACAGCACAAAACAUGAGCAAUAUAUUUGAAGACAACAUGAUUGGCUUAGAAAUGGUGCUAUGAAAUAUAUUGUACUGCUAUUAGGCUGCUGAAAUAGAGUUUAUCUUGUGCAGUAGAUAACAUAACAGAUUGUAGAUAAUAGAGUGUAGCACUGAUCUUCUAUUUGGAAAUCACAAUGAUUUUAUUCUUAUUCAGGAACAAUACAGUAAGGCCUUUAUAUAUUAGAUAAUGGUUUUAAAGUGUGGCUUUUGAUGAGAAUUAUUAAUGACAGUGCAGUUGUCCAUAUUUGAACACAUACAGAUGGCUGAAGCUCUGUUUUUUAAACAAUUUGGAUAAUAGGUAUUGACUAUUGAGGUUAUGAUAGGAAAGUGAUGUUUUUAUGUAAUCUAGAAGAACCAAUAUUUCAGACUGAAAAGGUAGGGCCUCAUAUUUUAUUUAUUUCAAAUAUUAAAGUAAUUUAUUGCAUUAAAAUACUGUACAAUUACUGGUAUAAUGUAAUUGUAAGUUUUGAUUAGUGGAAAUAUUACAUGCACAUUGCAGUGUUUUUGUUUUGUUUUUAUUUUUGAAAAACACAUUUGCGCCUAUUUUAUUUAAAAAAAAAUAUUGUUUUAUAUGUUUGUCAUAAUUAUAUCCAAAAAAUAAUACUGCUGCUGGUGGCCUUUGAGUUCAUUUUUUGAGGAAGAAUAGUAAUUUUUAAUAUUUUUGGAAACACCUUUUUAACUAAGGUUUUUGGAACAUUAAUGUGGGUGGAGGUAUAACUCUUCCCUCCUUCCUUCAUGAUGUUCCUUUUUUAAUUUAUCUUUUACUCUUUUGUUUUGUCGACUGAUAAUAAUCAAAUACUUUUGAUCUUAAGAUAAAAAGUAUUUGUCUUUUCUUUUAAGUUAACUUAAAAGAAAAGAAACAGUAAGCAAUAAUAACAUUAACAUGAACUUCAUUAUGUACCUAUCGGACAGCAUAUUUUUAUUGCAGUAUUGUUUUUAUUACAGCAUCAUAAACAAUGUAUUGAACUGAUUAAUUAGCUUUUACUCUGAAGUAUUUGUACAUUAGUAAUUAUUCAUGAAUACAAUCUCUUUUGACGUAGAUUAAUAUUAGUAUUGUAUUUUAAUUAGACUGUGAAAAUUGCAAUUUUGCUAUAGGUUUCUAUUCAACUUUUAUGUUAAUGAUUUGUUAAAAUUGUUAUUUAUUUUUGUGUACCAAAUUGUUGUGUAAGUUUGCAAAUAAAUGUAAUUGAAGGAGUAUUUAUAACGGUCA